Messenger RNA from Suillus plorans, 315 nucleotides. RefSeq lists its product as uncharacterized. NCBI's taxonomy places the organism in Eukaryota, Fungi, Basidiomycota, Agaricomycetes, Boletales, Suillaceae. The transcript has a single exon. The coding region runs from base 1 to 315 and encodes 104 amino acids. The record is from RefSeq and is a predicted model, not a curated record.
AUGAACUAUACCAACUAUGAAACAGCUAUUGUGGAAGCCUAUGGGGUGCGCCUCAUAGGAUGGCCCGCAGGUGUCAGCUUUAUCAACCCAUCAAACAUUGGCACAGUAGGUGACAUUCACAAGCUUCGGGAUGCACUCAAGACUAGAACAUGCUUCUGGUCUGCUCUGUCAUCAGCAGAAGUCAAGGCUCACACAGCUGAACUUGAUGUGCGCUGGUUAGCUGGGGAGGUGAUUUGUGAGCCACAAAAGAAGUGUUCGGAUGCUGGAGUAGCUCGGAAGCGCAAAGUUCCACCCAGAUCAAAUAAGAAUAAUUGA